This is a messenger RNA of Acomys russatus (golden spiny mouse), 1552 nucleotides long. It is a transcript of the gene Mboat7, whose product is annotated as membrane bound O-acyltransferase domain containing 7. The record is from RefSeq and is a predicted model, not a curated record. Bases 131 to 1552 code for a protein of 473 amino acids. Gene Ontology annotation, molecular function: lysophospholipid acyltransferase activity. The transcript is spliced from 8 exons. Lineage: Eukaryota; Metazoa; Chordata; Mammalia; Rodentia; Muridae. Gene Ontology annotation, cellular component: mitochondria-associated endoplasmic reticulum membrane contact site; membrane. Gene Ontology annotation, biological process: phosphatidylinositol biosynthetic process; lipid modification.
CUCAGGGCGGAAUCGGAUCCACGCUGCGCGGGGCUGGGCUACAGAAGGGUGCCUGCAGAUUGGACGGGGCCCGUUGGUUUCUCUCCCGGGGUCCGGGUUAGAGAGGAGCUCGGAGCUCAGAAGACAGACCAUGACACCCGAGGAAUGGACUUAUCUAAUGGUCCUUCUUAUCUCCGUCCCUGUUGGCUUCCUCUUUAAGAAAGCUGGACCUGGGCUGAAGAGAUGGGGGGCAGCAGCUGUGGGCCUGGGGCUCACCUUAUUCACCUGUGGCCCUCACGCUUUGCAUUCACUGAUCACCAUCUUGGGAACCUGGGCCCUCAUUCAGGCCCAGCCCUGCUCCUGUCAUGCCCUGGCUCUGGCCUGGACCUUCUCCUAUCUCCUUUUCUUCCGAGCCCUCAGCCUGCUGGGCCUGCCCACUCCCACGCCCUUCACCAAUGCCAUCCAGCUGCUGUUGACCCUGAAGUUGGUGAGUCUGGCCAGCGAAGUCCAGGACCUGCAUCUGGCCCAGAGGAAGGAACUAGCCUCCGGCUUCAGCAAGGAGCCUACCCUGGGCCUCCUGCCCGACGUCCCCUCUUUGAUGGAGACACUUAGCUAUAGCUACUGCUAUGUGGGAAUCAUGACAGGCCCAUUCUUCCGCUACCGCACCUACCUGGACUGGCUGGAACAGCCCUUCCCAGGAUCCGUGCCCAGCCUGAGGCCCCUGCUGCGCCGCGCCUGGCCAGCUCCGCUCUUUGGCCUGCUCUUCCUGCUGUCCUCCCAUCUCUUCCCACUGGAAGCUGUGCGUGAGGACGCCUUCUACGCCCGCCCGCUGCCCACCCGCCUCUUCUACAUGAUCCCGGUCUUCUUCGCCUUCCGCAUGCGCUUCUACGUGGCCUGGAUUGCCGCCGAGUGCGGUUGCAUUGCCGCGGGCUUCGGGGCCUACCCUGUGGCUGCCAAAGCCCGGGCCGGGGGCGGCCCCACCCUCCAAUGCCCAUCCCCCAGCAGUCUGGAGGAUGCAGAGUCCCUGGAGUAUGACUAUGAGACCAUCCGUAACAUCGACUGCUAUGGCACAGACUUCUGCGUGCGGGUGCGGGAUGGCAUGCGCUAUUGGAACAUGACCGUGCAGUGGUGGCUGGCACAGUACAUCUACAAGAGUGCACCUGUCCGCUCCUACGUUCUGAGGAGCGCCUGGACCAUGUUGCUGAGCGCCUACUGGCACGGCCUCCACCCCGGCUACUACUUAAGCUUCAUGACCAUCCCGCUGUGUCUGGCUGCCGAGGGCUGUAUGGAGUCAGCCUUGCGGCGACGCCUGAGCCCCAGGGGUCAGCAAGCCUGGGACUGGGCCCACUGGUUCCUGAAGAUGCGAGCCUACGACUACAUGUGCAUGGGCUUUGUGCUCCUUUCCAUGAGUGACACACUCCGGUACUGGUCCUCCAUCUACUUCUGGAUCCAUUUUCUAGCCCUGGCCUGCCUGGGCCUGGGGCUAGCUUUGGGUGGUGGCAGCCCCAGCAAGAGGAAGGCACCAUCCCAGGCCACCGCCAGCCAAGCCAAGGAAAAGCUCCGAGAGGAGUGA